CGGGUCAGCCUCUGUGUGUCUGUAGCUAUUGGCUGCUAGUGAACCGUUUGGCUCUUUUUCUCUACUAGCGAACAAAUCUGCAACCUACCCAACUCUACUUCAAGGUCCAUUUUUAAAGGGAUUUAUCCACAUAAACGCCGCAUAUGCACCACGUUUCGAUCCAUGGGGAUUCCGAGCUCCGGUCGGCGGGGUCCGAGGGCUGUUAUAACACCAUUUUCAAGGUUUAUUCUGGACUAAAAACAACGCUGGUGGAGGAGAUUCCAUAUUAAGAGCUCAGAGAAGGCACCCCCUCCAGUGAUUCGGUCUGCUGCCAAUGGUUUGAGAUUCUGAGUCAUCAUUCAGCCUGUGUUUACUGUUGUGGCUUGGUGUGUACUUGCUGACCUCAUGGUGUAACAGGAGUAAAGAUGAGCAUCAGCAGUGAUGAAGUCAACUUCCUGGUCUAUAGAUACCUACAGGAGUCAGGAUUCUCCCACUCUGCAUUCACUUUUGGAAUAGAAAGUCACAUCAGCCAGUCAAACAUCAACGGUGCUCUGGUUCCGCCUGCAGCCCUCAUCAGCAUCAUUCAGAAGGGCCUGCAGUACGUGGAGGCUGAAGUUAGCAUCAAUGAGGACGGUACCUUAUUUGACGGACGGCCAAUCGAAUCGUUGUCUUUGAUCGAUGCCGUCAUGCCAGAUGUUGUUCAGACAAGGCAGCAGGCAUACCGGGACAAGAUGGCCCAGCAGCAGGCUACAGCGUCCGCACCAGCAUCAACCACCGGGGGCAGCCUGGCAGGGAACGCCAAGAAUGGAGAGAAUACCACCAAUGGGGAGGAGAACGGAGCCCAUGCCUUAGCAAACAACCAUGCUGAUCUGAUGGAGGUUGACGGAGAUGUGGAGAUCCCACAGAACAAGGCCAUGGUGCUCAGGGGCCAUGAGUCAGAAGUCUUCAUCUGUGCUUGGAACCCAGUCAGUGACCUACUAGCAUCAGGGUCUGGAGACUCGACUGCUCGAAUCUGGAACCUGAGUGAGAACAGCACCAGCAGCUCCACGCAGCUGGUCCUCAGACACUGCAUACGAGAGGGAGGACAGGACGUCCCCAGUAACAAAGACGUCACCUCACUAGACUGGAAUAGUGAGGGUACGCUAUUAGCAACAGGCUCCUACGAUGGAUUUGCUAGGAUAUGGACCAAAGAUGGUAACCUGGCGAGCACACUUGGCCAACACAAAGGUCCCAUCUUUGCUCUCAAGUGGAAUAAGAAAGGCAAUUUUAUCCUCAGUGCUGGAGUGGACAAGACAACAAUCAUAUGGGAUGCCCACACAGGAGAAGCCAAACAACAGUUUCCCUUCCACUCAGCUCCUGCCCUUGAUGUCGACUGGCAGAGCAACAAUACCUUUGCAUCCUGUAGCACGGACAUGUGUAUCCACGUGUGUAAGCUUGGACAGGACCGACCCAUCAAGACAUUCCAGGGCCACACGAAUGAAGUAAAUGCCAUUAAGUGGGAUCCCACCGGGAACCUGCUGGCAUCCUGCUCUGACGAUAUGACUCUGAAGAUCUGGAGUAUGAAGCAGGACGUGUGCGUCCAUGACCUGCAAGCGCAUAGUAAAGAAAUCUACACCAUCAAAUGGAGUCCGACAGGCCCAGGAACCAACAAUCCCAGCGCCAACCUCAUGCUCGCCAGUGCUUCUUUUGACUCCACGGUACGUCUGUGGGACGUGGAGCGAGGGAUCUGCAUUCACACCCUGACCAAACACCAGGAACCCGUCUACAGCGUGGCUUUCAGUCCCGACGGCAGACAUCUGGCCAGUGGCUCCUUCGACAAAUGUGUGCACAUCUGGAACACACAAACUGGCGCUCUGGUCCACAGUUACAGAGGGACGGGGGGCAUCUUCGAGGUCUGCUGGAAUGCAGUGGGUGACAAAGUGGGGGCCAGUGCGUCGGAUGGAUCUGUGUGUGUACUGGACCUCCGGAAAUAGCGCGGCCGUUACUGGAAGCCAUGGACCGACCAUGAAUGUGUACAUAGCCAAAUGACUGUCCCGCCUGCUGACAGAGACUCUGAGCAGGAACCAGAGACGCUCUCCUCUCUGUGGCCAUGCAGCCGAGGAACACUGACAGACGAUAACACAAAGGAUCCAUAUAUGUACCAAAAUUUUCAAGCUAUUUUGCUCUUUUGAUUUUUCAUACAUGCUCAGCACCAUCCUCAUCGUCCAAAUUAAAGGAGGAGAAGCGAGUUGAUGGUUGUAGUUGGAUGUCAUCACGCAGACAUAUCAGCCUCUCUGGCAGGAAAUAGGACGGCACUUAGUUUAUUUAAAUUCCAACUGUCUUUUUUUUAUCUUUUUUUGUUUUUUUGUUUUUGCUGGGGAGGGAGGAGGGGCGCAGGGGUCCUGACUGCAGUUGUGAUUUUUCAUCUGCGUGACGUGCAUAUGUUCUUGGGAAAAUAUUCUGGACUCUCUCAUGCUCAGAAACUUCAACAUGGUUCAAACGUGAAUGAUGACAGUUGAAGAAGCAGAAUCCUUCCCCGGUGGACAGAAGUGUGGCGAUUCUGCUGUCCUCUCUCUCACUCUCUCACACGCACACAGAGCUUUCCUUGUCCAGCCUGCAGAACUACCACUCAACCCUGUUGGUCAUGUUUGAAACACGACUGCAGAAAGAUUUCUUAAAAGAUCAGAGCGACUCCAGCAGUAAACAACUUCUGCUCUAAAAACAAACAAAAAAACAUGCGCACCAUGCUCCUGAAGGUGAUGUUCUGAGAUUGUGUUCCCAUGAUCAUAUUAACUGCCAUCAUCCAGCGUUCAGAAGGUUUUCCUAAACUUCGACCCCGCAGUCGCGCAAAUCCCUGAGAUGUUUACUCUUCUCACGGAAAUCACGUUUAUUCAAUAUUCCCAACAAGAUGCAUAACCAUUCUCGUUAUUCAGGAUCUGAAUGGGAUCAUUCAGUGUAAUUCAACAAAACGGUUGCAGUGCACCAGUUUUGGUCAAAUGCUGCAUGUCCAUGUGAGCGGAGCCAUGGUUGGUGUUGACCUUGCUAUCUGGAAUCAGGUGCGAGGUCUUUGACACCAUUUGUCAUUUCUGGAUUUACAUUAUAACACUCUAGUUUCAGAUUCAUUUGUGUGUACCAUACUUCUUCUAUGCUUCAGAUGCCAGCGUCUUUCCACUGUGGCCACACAGAGGUCUGUCAACCAUGUACAAGUUGAAACGAUGAGCUUGUCUUUAGGUGAAGGCUGCCACUCAACUGUCCCAUUGAAAAUCACGUAACUUUGGUCUCAAUGGCACUCGCCAAAGACCAGCCCCAGCCAAGGUAGACUGUUGGGGUCAAAAGAAAACUGACUGAAAUAUAGUUCGGUACAUUUUCAGCUCACUUGGUACAAUGAUUUGCCUUCAGAUAAUUUUGUCAAGUUCUGUCGACAUUUCCCACAAGAAGUCAAAUGUGCCUCCAGAAACUCAAUACAACAGUGGAGUUUUUCGUUCACCAGUCUUGCAGACGUUCUUGCAUUAUGAUAAAAGGGAUCUGUGUCAGUGGUGUAAGUCUCCCUAAUCUGGAAUGUGUAUUUUCACGAGACCAUCUUGGCACAUCCUGUCAAUGGCAUUUCUUCCCGUCCUGUCGAGUCUGGAGUGUGGACGCGGCCUCACGAAGCAUCAACUGCAGUCAAAACACAAGAGUUUCUGAGUCGGCACAUCUGUUCCCAGGGUUGUUUAUUCUCUGUUGUCAUUCAGCUCCGAUUAGUCAAACUAAAGUCCAGAAUAAAAUCUAUUUUGAUAAGAGUUUCACCUGUAUUUGUGUGUGAGAGACAAUCUUCAAUCAUGUCUUUGAUGAAGUUCCGUGACUUUUAAUAAAGAUUUGUUUUGGAUCUCCAUGGUAACCGUA
Synchiropus splendidus (mandarinfish) is the source of this 3840-nucleotide messenger RNA. RefSeq names its product TBL1X/Y related 1a (gene tbl1xr1a). Gene Ontology annotation, cellular component: histone deacetylase complex. Gene Ontology annotation, molecular function: transcription corepressor activity; protein binding. The transcript has 16 exons. The record is from RefSeq and is a predicted model, not a curated record. Gene Ontology annotation, biological process: regulation of transcription by RNA polymerase II. NCBI's taxonomy places the organism in Eukaryota, Metazoa, Chordata, Actinopteri, Syngnathiformes, Callionymidae. The coding region runs from base 405 to 1952 and encodes 515 amino acids.